Centropristis striata (black sea bass) is the source of this 3223-nucleotide messenger RNA. RefSeq names its product X-ray repair complementing defective repair in Chinese hamster cells 1 (gene xrcc1). The record is from RefSeq and is a predicted model, not a curated record. Gene Ontology annotation, biological process: base-excision repair; double-strand break repair via nonhomologous end joining; single strand break repair. The transcript has 17 exons. Gene Ontology annotation, cellular component: nucleus. Lineage: Eukaryota; Metazoa; Chordata; Actinopteri; Perciformes; Serranidae. Bases 460 to 2343 code for a protein of 627 amino acids. Gene Ontology annotation, molecular function: damaged DNA binding.
UCUCUGAUUGGACGCAUUCGCCGGAAAUUGCGUCACAGCACGAAACACAUCAGCCUUUUGGUGGGAAUAUGAGUUCUCCUCCACGCACAUUUAACUUCAAAUCAAAAGCGUCUUUUUACGCCGUGUGGUGGUUAAUGUGACGCCAAAGUUUGCGGAUAUGUGUCAAGUGUGUAACAGCUCCAAAGGUCGGUGCGUAACAGCCGUUAAAGUGUGUUAAAAUCACCCGGACAGCCGGGGAAAGUUCACUCUGCCUAUUGUUUGCUAGCAUGCUAACACGUUAGCCAACAAAGCAACAAAGUGAAUUUACUUCAGGUGUCGAGGAGACAUUUAGACACACUCUGAGGACACUGUGUGUUUUUUAGGUGUCGAUAAUUAGUGACGACAUCGCUCAGUGUCCUAGUCGGUUUAUUCUCCUUUACACUGGAUCAUUAAUCAGUCAACAACAACAACAACAACAACAUGCCAGAAAUCAAACUCAAACACGUCGUGUCCUGCAGCACUGAGGACACUACUCACAAGGCAGACAACCUGCUGAGCUCUGACACCUACAGGAAGUGGAAAGCAGCGAGACCCGGAGAGAAGCAGACCUCAGUCAUCCUGCAGUUCGAGAAAGAGGACCAGGUUCACAGCAUCGAUAUCGGCAAUGAAGGUUCAGCUUUCAUCGAGGUUCUGGUGGGGAACUCUUCAGCUGUCAGAGACCAGGACUACGAGGUCCUCCUGGUCAUGUCUUCCUUCAUGUCCCCCACUGAGAGCCGUAACGGCUCCAACAUGAACCGGGUUCGUUUCUUCGGUCCCAACCAGCUGCAGAAGACCGCCGCACAGGAGAAGUGGGACCGGGUCAAAAUAGUGUGUAGCCAGCCGUACAGCAAGAACAUAGCGUACGGCCUGGCGUUUGUCAAGUUUCACUCACCGCCGGACAAAAACGAUCCUCCUCCAGCAACGUCCCCGAAAGUGACCAAGCUGGGCGUGUUCAGGGUGAAGGAGGAGUCUCCAUCAACUCCUCCCAGCCUCCAGCCUGGAAGUCUCUUCUUCAGCCGGGACAACGCUGCUAAGGCCACUUCUUCACUCAAAGUGUCUCCUCAGAACGAGAGGCUGAGUUACGCUGCUGCAGCGCUGCAGGCUGGAGGCAGCACCACCUCAUCAGGCCAAGCUUCUUCCUCCAGCUCCACCUCUCCACAGCCACCAGCAAAAAGGAAAUUUGAGUUCAGCAAAGAGCGCCAGUCUGCCUCCGGCCCCCCGCCCUCAAAGAAAAUGAGCCCCGCUGGUUCACCGGAGGGAAAAGCUGCGACCCCCAAACUGAAGCCGAGCCCGGCCAGCACGCCGAGCCCCAGCACCGCCAAAGCUGGCCCGGCCCAGAAGUCGGCCGAGAAGAAGCGGGAGAGCCAGUCCAAGCCCGAACCUAAACCCAAACCACAGAAAGCAGGCGGGCAGCAGGUGCCUUUCAAACGGAUGUUGGAGGGGGUCGUGUUUGUGCUCAGCGGCUUCCAAAACCCGUUCAGAGGCGAGCUGAGGGAAAAGGCUCUGGACAUGGGAGCCAAGUACCGACCCGACUGGACCCCCGACUCCACACACCUCAUCUGUGCCUUCGCUAACACCCCCAAGUACAGCCAGGUGAAAUCAGCAGGGGGCAUCAUCGUACGGAAGGAGUGGGUAAUGGACUGCCAUAAGAGGAAACAGCAGAUCUCCUAUAAAAGGUAUUUGAUGGAUGGAGCCGAGUCGAGCUCGGAGAGUGAAAUGGAAGUGGACGAGCAGAGUGAAGAGGAAAUGAACACAAAGACGCCACAGAAGCAGCAGAGACAAGUGACGCCCAAAAAGACGCCAGAGAAGCGGACUGAAGACGACGAGUACGGUGGCUCCACUGAUGUGGACGAACCAGGAGGUGGUGGUGAUGAUGAGUCUGCGGUGGACACGGAGGACGAGCUGCAGAGGGUGGAGAAUGAGAGCAGACAGAAGAAAGCGGCAGCAGCAGGAGGGAAGCCGGUGAAACAGGAGGAUCCAUACGGCGGGUCGACAGAUGAAAACACAGACGCCGAGGCGGAAGAGGACCACCCCAUCCCUGAUCUACCAGACUACCUGAAAGGAAAGCACUUUUUCCUCUACGGUAAAUUCCCCAACAACGAGAGACGCCUCCUGCUGAGAUACAUCGUUGCCUUUAACGGACUGAUUGAGGACUACAUGACGGAGAAGGUGCAGUUUGUGGUGACCAGUGAAGGCUGGCACGACUCCUUUGAAGACGCGCUGAUGGACAACAGCAAUCUGAACUUUGUCAAACCUGCAUGGAUUUAUGCAAUCAACGAUCGCCAGAAGCUGCUGCCCUACCAGCCCUACUCUGUCGUCCCCUGAACACUCUGUAUGCUGUAUGUACACACCGAGGUGUGCACAGACACACUCACACUUCACAUCCCGACCAAUGGGGGAAAGCCAUAGACACAUUCUUUUUCUUUUCCAGAUCAAAUUACAUAAAAGCAAUAAAUCGAAUACAGUUCAUUAAUGCCUUUAUACUUCCCUUUCAUGAAAUGUUUCUUCAGUCCUCAGGUGUUUUUCAACACAGCCAAGGUGGGAAAAUGUCUUUUUUAUAUGGUGUCUGUUAAAGGUUUAUAGUAGGAUAAGGUUUAGCUUUUUUAUUAGCUUUUUAUUUGGACAGAAAAAGUGUUAUCUUCAUCAUCGCCGGCCGCUCCGUCACAAAGCUCGAUCUCUCUGAUUCAGGAUUGUUUGGAUUCUUCUCUUCCUCCUCGGCUACCUCAGGCUCCGUCUGGAUAUUAGUUAUCACUCUGCCCUGACAGCCAGCGGCUCUGAUAAAACUCUGACUUAUGUAAGCGGGCAGACCAUUAAGAGACCAGCCCAAAGUCAGGUGGAAUGUGCCAUUUAUUUCAGAAAAAUGCAAAAAAAAAAACACGUAAAUUUUACAGAUCAAAAUGUGUUGGAUUGUUUGUCUUUUCUCCUUUUUAUUCUAUGAAACAAAUUGGAAAGUGAUGCUUUUUUGUGUGUUGAUGUUAAAGUGUGAUAAAUCUGAGUUUGUGGUUUGGUUUUUAUUCAUGAGUUAAUAUGACAAGAGACGGACAGAUCGCCUGACAGACUCAAAACGAUGCAAAAACAGUGAUUUGUCUCUCCAGAUUUACAAAAAAGAAGAAGAAAAGAAUGCUUAAGACACGAGAAGAUGUCGGGCUUUACCGUCUGCUUGCUUAAUAAUUUUGUUUAAAUAAAAAAUAGGUUUUUAAUUAAA